AUGCUUGCAGUUAUAUCCUGCUAUUUUCCUUCGGUUUAUGAAACUGAAAGUUAUAAUUUUGUGGCUUUUUCAUAUAAUAUCGACUUUAGUAAUUUUACAUAAGUUUCAUGCAAUUCGUUUGGAUUAUGGAGUAAAUAUAAUCCACUUGGCAAUACUAUAUAAAUUGGAAAUGAAGGGAUGCUAGAUAGAAAUUGUUAUCAUUUAUUUAGUGUAUCAGAAUAAACAAAUAAAGAGACCAAUAUGUUACUUUAUGAGUGUUUGGACAAUAAAUAAUAAUCCAUAAAAAAGGUUUUUAAUUUUAUUGAUUAAGAUGGUAGCAUUUAUAAAUUCGAAAUACCAAUUAAUUAAGAUAAAUAUGAAUCGAUAUGGUACUAUUUCAAUUUUAUGAUAUCACCUAAAGACUCCAAAUUUCAAUUUAUCCUAUAUUCUAUAUCAGAGAAUGAUUUGAAGUAUUAUCAAGAAGUUGAUGUUGAGUUUCCAUUUAAAGAUAAAAAUUUGAACUUUCUUAUUGGAGGAAACUUAGUUGUAAACAGUUAAUCAGCUUUUUAUUCCGAAGAAACUUCAAGACUUUCAUUUUUUCCAGGAAAAUUUUAAUACUCUAAAACAUACUUUAUGAAUACAUGUGAUGUACCUUAUUUGAUAGGUGAAGUGUCAAAAUAUAAAAAUUUAUGCUCUUGCUUCAUAUAUGAUUUUAAAUUGUAAUCUCGGAUUUAUAUAAAAGGUUUAGAUUUACAAUAUUUUAUUUCUAAUUAUGUAAAUUGUAACACAUUCGAAUUAUAAGGUUGGAUUAAACUAACUGAUAUCAAUAAUAAUAAAAAACCAAUUCUAUAUUAAUUAAUUAAGCUUAACGCAAACUCUAAGAAUCCUUAUCUUAUCAAUGAAAAAUUAUCAGCAUUUUAAUUGUUUUAUAAAUUAUCUGAAUCUCAAAAUUAAUUGAUUAUAACAACAUAUAGUUUUACAUUUCCAUCAGUAAAUAUUAAAUCCACUGAUUUAAUAACCAAAGAAUUUGACUUGAAUCAUAAUAUUUCAAUAUGGCAUUAUUUAAUAGCCUAUUUAACUGAUACUUCAUUUAAUGUUGAAAUUAUAUUUUCUGAAGGCAAUUAAAGAUAUAAAUAUACUUUUCAGUGUUUAGUAAAUUAAUUUCAAGAAGUUAAAUUUUAAAUGCAAUAUGGCAAUUUAUUAUAAUGUUUAGAUUGUCUAAAUGUUGAAAUUACGAAUUUAAAAUUUAAUAAUUGUGCCGAAUAAAUUACUUUAGAAAAUUAUUGUCAUAAUAAUUGCAAUUAAUGUGAUGGACCAACAGAAUCAGAUUGUUUAUCAUGUAAUGAAUCAUAAAAUCGAAUAUUUAUACAAGAAUAUAAAUCAUGCAUUUGCCCUUAUGGUACUAUUGAUUUAGGAGGUUAAUGUUAUGAUUAUUAAAUUGAUUAAUUCAACCUUGGAGAUUAUAUUUUUAAAGGUACAUAAUGUUCUUAUGGUUAUUUUGAAUUUGAUGAUAAUUGUUUUAGAUGGUAAAUUUUGAUAUGAUUUAGCCCUUCAAUUAUAAAUGAAAUUACAAUAACAUGCAUAGAAUGCUUAAUUAAUCCAAAAGAAUGGAUAAAUGAUGCUUAUUGUGAAUACGAAUAUAUUGCUAAUAAUGCUUAGAGUCCAUUCAAAUUAAAGUAGAAAGAGAUUAAAGAUAUUUAUUUAUUUGAUGGAAUUGACUUACAAUUAUGUGAAAGUUGUUAAAAUUCAAAUAGCAUAUUCGCAGAUUUUACUUCAAUGGGUCUAUUUUUCAAGAACUUUUGUUAAACAAUAGAUUCUUAAGAAUUAUUAGAAAAGUGUUAUAAAACCAUUUAUGAAAAUUGUUAUAUUUUAUUUUUAUAACAGUAAGGACCAUUUUGUAAGUGUUUUGACGAUUCAUACGUGUUUGAAUAAAAUAAAUGUAGACGCAUUCAAAAUUUUUUAAAACGAUAAUUUUGCGAAACUCCAUUUUAUCUUACUUAUAGAUAAUAAUGUGUAUUGUGUUCUAUUAAAAAUUGUAUUUAAUGUUUUGAAUAUAAUACAUAAGAAUUGUCAUAGAAUACUCUAUCAGAAUCUAAAAUUGUUUAUGAAAGUGAUAACCAGUUUGAAAUAGGAUGUGCAUUAUGUAAAGAUGGAUUUAUGUAUGAUUUUACAAUUAAAGAAUGUAUAUAUAGAAGACCGUAAAUUUAGAAUUGUCUUGCAUCAUACAUUAAUAUUCAAGGUUAAGAAAUCUGCACAUUAUCUUCGUCAGAAGAUUUUAUUAUUGCUCGAACAAUAAUAAAUUGUUAAAAAUAUAUUUAAAAUUGUGAAUAGUGCUAACUAAACUAUUAGUAAACUAUUAAAUGUAUUAUAUGUGAAGAUGGAUACACUGUUUUUGUUUAUUCUGGUCUUUGCUCAAAUGUACCGUAGAAAAUAAAUGCUUUAAAAUUAUUUACUUGUAGUCCUAAUAAUUAAGAUUCUGGUCUAAUCAAAACAUAAGCAUUUGCUGAAUCAUUUUGGAAUUCAAAAUUAAGUCGUAUGUUUAGCACUGGCACUUCAAUAUGUAUCAUAGAAUGUUUAGAUGGGUACAAAUUGUACUAAAAUGAUUGCCUCAAAUAUUGUGAUUCAAAUUGUUAAGAAUGUAAAUUGAGCUAAAUAAGUCCAAUGGUUUAUAAAUAUUAAUGUUUUCUAUGUUCCUUAAACUAUUAUAAGUAGCCUAUGAGAAUUUCUGAAAAUGGUAAAUGUUUUUAAUGUCCAAAUUUAUGUAUUAUAUGCCAAUAAAGAUCAACCUAUCAAAUAUAAUAAAUAAAUAAGUAUUUCUAAAUAACAGAAGAAAAUACGAUAUUAACAAAAAUAUGUCUAAAAAGCAUCUCAUUAACAAAUGUCAAACUUGAUCCAUAUUUAAAAAUUGCUAGAUACUGUUAUAAUAAUUAAUGUGAUUAAUUUAUUGAAAAACAAGUAAAUUAUUUAUAUUAAAUUUAGAUUUAAUUAAAUUGCAUCUACAAUUUAUUUAAACUUGGCGAUGAUAUAUCGAAAUAAUUUAUUGAAUAUAGCAAACAAAUUGCAAUUAAAUUUCUUGCUUUUACUAUUACUCUAAUUUAAAAUACAGAAUGUGAAUAUGAAUAGGAUUUAACCAAUUUUUUUAAAGAGGAUAUAUUUUCUCUUCAAAUUAUACACUUGAAGCUCAAAGGGGUUUUUAUUAAUAAUAAGUAAAAUUUAACAUUUGAUAUUUAAAACUUUGAAUUAAUUGAAUUUAAUAGUCUAGAAAUAUUUUUAUAAAGUGAUUUAUAAAUUAAUAUCUAAAAUAGAGAUACUAAUUUAAGUUUUAAAUUAAUUGAUACUAAUUUAUCAACCAUAUAAGAAAACCCAAUUUAGAUAUCAAUUGUAGCAAAAAACUGCGUUUACUUUUUAUUUUAAAACUUAAUAAUUUAGAAUAUUAGAAUAAAAUAUUCUAAUGUAUUUCAAAUAAAUUAUGAUACAAAUUCAAAUCAAACAUCUUUAAAAUAUUUAUAAAUGUAUAAUUGUAAGUUACAAAAUUCAAUUCUAUUUAAUUUUUUAAAUAUUUAAUAGAAUAUUCUAAUUGAAUAAGUUAUUAUAGAUAGAUGUUAAUUUGAAGACUCAUCUAUAUUCAAUUUCAUUUCAUACUAAAAUAAGACAAUUCGUGUUAUAAUUAAUAAAGUUACAAUAAAAAAUUCAUUAUUUAAAAAUUCAAGCUUCAUUUAAAAUAAUGAUAAUAAUAAUUUAUUUAUAGAUUCCUUUUUAAUUUUAGAUAAUUAAUUUUAGGAUUCAAAAUUAAUAAGUUUAAAUGAAAGAGUUAUAGCAUAUGAUUUUUAGUUGAAUUCUAAUAAAUUUGUUUAAUCAGUAUUAUUUACUUUAAGAGAACCAAAAAGAGUAGAAAUUGAUUUGGUAAUGGCUUCUUAAAAUUAAUUCUAGAAUUUUAUAGUGAUAAAUUCAGAUUUUCAGUAAACCUCUUAAUAAAAUUAAAUAAGUCUUUCAAAUAUUAAAUUUUAAGAUAAUAUUCAUUCUAAUGAUGUUUAAGGAUAUCUAUUUAUAGUCAUUUUCCCUUUCAUUUAAAUUAGUAAUGUUUAAAUUAAAAAUACUUUUAAUCAAAGAUACUUUUAUUUAUUAAAUACUUAAUAAGUUAUAAUUAAGAACAUUACUUAUGAAAAUGAUAAGCAAGAUCUAAAAGUUCCAUCAUCAUUAGAUUGUUUAACAAAUGUUCUAAUAAAUUCAUAGUUGAUAUAAAUUAAUGAAUUUUAAGACCUCUUAAUAGAAAAUGUUAUUAUUUAGAAUUAAAAAACACUUGAUGUAUCACUUAUUGAUAUUUUGUAAACCACUUUAUAAAUUAAUAAUUAAACUUAAACAAUCAAAAUAAGCAAUGUAUAAUUUGUUGGAAAUAUUUUAUUAAAAGCUGGUUUAGGAAAUUUAUUUUCACUUCUAACAAUUUAUUCAGAGAAAGUCUUGAGAAUUAAUUUAGAGAAUAUCUAAUUUUAAGAGAAUAUAUUUAAUUAAUUUUCUGUUGAUCCAACUCAAACUUCUUCUGGUUUGUUAUUUAUUAAUUCAUAUCGUAGUUCUAUUAUUUUAAAUAAAAUAGCAUCUAAUCAAAAUGCUGUAACAAAUUCAACAAAUACUUUUUUUACUAUAUUCUCAUAUUCCAUAAAUAUAACUAAUAUGUAGGCUUCAUUUCAUAAUCACUUAAGUAAAGAAUUUUGGAAUAAAUAUUAUGAUUUAAAUUUGUAGAAUACCGUAACAUAAUAAGAAAUUAAUUACUUAAUUCAAAAAAGUUAUUCUUUUAUUAAUUAAGGAGGUGUAAUGAAAAUAAGUGCUGAAUAUUUUACUCUCUAUAAUUCAUAAUUUUAAUAUAUUAUUGCAGAAAGUAGCACAAUAUUUAAGAUCAUUACUUAAGGGUAAGGAUUUGUAGAUAUUUUUAAAUGCAAUUUCUUAUAUGCUGAAAAUAAUUUACUUUCCAACAUAGAAAAAGAUGGAGCUCUGAAUAUUGAUUCCAGAAGCAGCCAUUUACAUAUUAAAAUUACUGAUUUAUUAUUAAUCGAAAUCCAAAAUCAACUUGGACCAUCAAUAUUUACAAUAUAUCCUUCACCUUAUAAAAAUACAAUAAUACUUUAAAAUUUUUUAAUUUAAAAUUGUUAUUCUUUAAGAAACUCCUUUUUUCAGUUAAGUUUGAAAACUACUUUUAAUGAUUAAAAUAAUAUUCUUUUUGAAAAAAUAACAAUAGUAAAUACUGCUGAAAGUUUAAUUUAAUUUCAUCAAAAAUUAAACUAUUUAGAUCUUCAAUAAUUAGAAUAAAUAAUAAAUGAUAAUGCAAUCAUCAAUAUUAUAGGAGGCAAAGUUAAAAUAACAAAAUUAUAGGUUGAAGGAAUUCUUAUUCAACCUUUAAUUAAAACCUUAGAAUGUUCUUAAAUAACGUUAACUUAAUUAUCAAUACAAAAUAUAAAAGUAUUUUUCUCUCAACCUUUAAUUCAAAUAGAAUAAAUUGGUUUAAUUUCUAAUACAAUACAAAUAACAAAUAUAGUUAUGCAAUAUAUAUAAUUGGGUGUUGUUAAGGAGUUAAUUCUUAGUUAUUUCAUGAAACCAAAUAUAUUAUAUAACUUGUAAAAAUGUAAAACUAUAAACUAUAUAUAAACAUAAAAUCAAAGUAAAGUAUCUGAAAACAUUACAAAUCUAUUUGAAUCAAUCCAAUUACUAAAUAAUCGAGAGGGAUCUCUAAUUUCUAUUAAAAGCUAUUCAAAUAGAACUAAAAUAAAUUUAUCAUCACUUAAGAUUAUUAAUAAUGAUUGCUAAAUGUGUUGGAAUGGUAUAAUUUAUUUUAAUAUGAUUGAUUUCUUAUAAAUAUAAAUUUAAGAGUUAUUUUGCAUAAAGAAUUUUGUCAAAAUGUUUGGAUGCAUUAAAACAUUUGCUGAAUAAGAAAAAAAUGGAUAAAUAUUCAUAACCAAAUCUUAUUUUUUUUAGAAUUAGGGUACUUAAGGCAUAGCUGUUUAAUCUGAGAAUGUGAAGAUAUUUAUUAGUAAAUCAAAAAUUUUCAAUAAUAAUGCAGAUUUAUAUGGAGGAGGACUAUAUUUAAAAUUGUCUUCUGAAGAUUUUAGUCUAUAUUAAACAAUUAUUAUAAAUAAUAAGGCUAGAGAAGCUGGAGGAAUUUAUUUAAAUUAAACAAGUAUUUUAAAGAAGAAUAACUUUAAUUAAUCUUUAUUACUUUUUAAUUCUGCACUAUAGUCUACAAAUAAUCUCCAAGAAUUGCCUUCUUUUUUGGAAUUAAACUUAAAUAAUAAAAAAAUGAUGUCUAUUUCAUAAAUAAUUGGUAAUAAAUAAAUCAACUCUUUAAAAUUAAAAUCAUAUAAAGUUAUUUCUUAAGGGUAAACAUUUUAUUCAAAUUUUUUAUAAAUUCCAAGUAAUUAAAAAAUUUCAUCAUAUAAAAUAUAUGAUAUUAGAUCUUUAAAAUUUUAUACUUAUAUAAAUUAAUGCUCAUUAACCUAUAAAAAUUAGUUAAAUGAAUAACUUAUUAAUUUCCAAGAUUCAUAAUGUUCAAUAAAAUAAAAAAUUUAUGAUAUUAUAACUAAUAAAGAAAUAGAGUCUUAUAAUGUUACUUAAGUUAAUUUUGACGAUGAAAACAAUUAUUUUGAUCUAAAUUCUUUAAAUUUCUCUUUUGACCCUUAUCAAUAAAACACUAAAAAAUAUGAAAUUUAGAUUGAAUGUAAAUUAGAAAAUUAGGAAAAUGAAUUACAAUAUAAUUUGUAAGUUAAAAGUUUUUUUUGUUAAUUAGGAGAAUUUUAUACUUAAAAUGGCUGUUAAAUUUGUUAAUCAAGCUAAGGAUUUUAUUCUGUAGAUUAUAAUACAACAAAAUGUUCAAUUUUUGACAAAAAUAAAUUUGAAGCAAUAACUUCGAAUUAACUCUAAUUGAAAUAAGGAUACUGGAGGCCAAAUUAUUUAUCUGAUAUAAUUGAUUUAUGUUUCAAAAAGUUAGACUUUUGUAAAGGUGGAUGGUCAGUUGGAAAUGAUCUUUGUGUUUUUGGACAUAUAGGUGGAUUUUGUGAAGAGUGUGAUAAAUAUAAUGUAAGAGGAGAUGGAUAUUUUUUUUAAAAUUAAUAGAGUUUAUAAUGUUUUGAAUGCAAAGACUUAACCAAUAGUAUUUUGCCUUUUGUUCUUACGGUUAUUUGGUAUGAAUAUAUAUAUAUAGAAUUUAUUUUAGGACUUUAUUGAUAAACCUUAUAACAUUAAGAAGCAUUUAAAAUACUAAUAAAAAAUUUAAUUAUUAUAGAAUGUUUUAAAAAUUUGGUUCGAUUCUUUUUAAGCUCAAUUUAGGUAGUAUAUAUUCAUUUGUAAAUAGAUUAUGAGAGUAUUUUACUUAAGCUAUUUUUAAAUUAUUUGUGGAUAUUCUCUUUAAUUUUUAUAUUUAAUAUAAAUCUUGCCUUUAAUUUUUUGAGUAGAACAACUGACACAUCAUAUUUUUUGGCAAGUAAUUUAGAUUGCUAACUAAUUCAAAAUUUUAAUAUUGAAUUGAUAUAUAGUCGUGUUAUGGCAAUGCUUUUCUUAAUGAUUUUGUAAGUAAUAAUAAUUUAAAUUGGAUUCAAUCUAUUUGCAAUAUUAUCAUCAAGUAAAAUUGAUUCAAGCAUAAUUUCAGUUACUAUCCUUUAUUUAUUUAUUUAAAAUUAUGCUGCUUUAAUUAGAUAGUAUUUAUUUAUCAUUAUUAUUAUCAUUAGACUUUUUUCAAUAAUAGCUUAAAGAUAAAUUUCUAAUAUAGAUUUUAUUUAAGGGGAUGUAUCAUUAUAAUAUGGUCAUGGUAAUCAUUUAUAAUGGAUAUAUUUUUUUGUAGUUCCCAUUUUAGCAUUAAUUGGAGUAAUUAUGCCUCUAACUAUACUUUUACUGUUGUACUUCAAAAGAGAUUAGAUAAAUUAAAUUAAAUUUAGAAAACAUGUUGGAUAUUUAUUUAAUGAAUAUACUUCCGUUAAUUUUUUUUGGGAAUGGAUUAAAUUAUGGAAAAAAAGCAUAAUUAUUAUAAUAUUAAUUUAAUUCGAAUCAUAUGUAAUAUUAAAUGGAAUUUUUAUAGGAAUGACUUUAGUAGUUUAUUAAUUAUUUGCUACCUACUUUUCACCUUAUGUAAAUCUAAAAUUAAAUAAAUUGGAUAUUUAAAGUGUAUAAAUUUGUUUGUUCACUAUACUUUUGGCAAUUGUUAAAUAUAUUUGCGAUUAAUAAGAAAAUGAAUUUUACUCAAAAUUUAUUUAAUCUUUGAUAAUAAUAUUAUGCAUCAGAUUAAGUAUUCCUUAUCUGUUUAACAUUUGUCGAUCUUAUUAUAAAAGAUAUAAAACUUAAUUAUGCGAAUUUUUAUUAAAAAUCUUAGAGAAUCAAAAAUUUUGUCUAAAAUUAUCAAAGAAAAUAAGCUUCAAAAUAUAAUAUUGGAAGUAAUAAGAAGAGAGAAUUAAAAAAAAUUGUUAAAAAUUGAGAAAAGUCUUUUCUUCAUAAAAAACUUUUGAAUAAUUUUAAAGGUAUCUUCAAUCACAAUUAUUAUUAGAAAAAAGAGAACUUUGACUCGUUUUUCAAGUGUAACCAGAGAUUAAUAAUUUAAUACCGAGACUGAUUGCGAAGAAUAGAUAAAAUUGGCUCUUAAAAGAAACUUAAAAUGA
Molecule: messenger RNA, 8609 nt
Organism: Paramecium sonneborni
Lineage: Eukaryota; Ciliophora; Oligohymenophorea; Peniculida; Parameciidae
Source: the annotation of a GenBank genome assembly